CGGUCACGCAGUGAUAAUUUGUGGAUUGCAGGGAUAGGGUCAACAAACAUACAUUUUUGAAGUUAUUCUUGCGUUAUAACGUAAUCUGGUAAAUAAAAAUGUAUCAGCCUCCAUUGCCACCGCCGCAAGACUUUCCAGCGCAACCACCUCCGCCACCGCCGCCACCUGAAAGCGAAGAUAUAUCACCGCCCGGCGUUCAAGACAUUCCAAUUGCUCCAACUGAUGCCGGUUCAGCUGCAACAGCCUACAAUUAUCCGCCUCCGCCAAUUGGAAAUGCUUCUUAUAGCGCUCAAGGUUCUUCUUCAAACUAUUUCAAAUUUGCUCCACCAACGUAUGCACCACCACCCCAAACUGAAGCGAAUCCAUCGACAGGCUACAACUCAAAUUCUUCUUCAUACGCUUACGAAAGUUAUCCAUAUCAGGAAGGAUACGCUGCUCAGCAGAACUAUGGGCAUCCGCCGCCGAAUUCAUAUAAUUACGAGUCCUAUAGCCACAACUCAGCGUAUUCGUACAAAUACCAAGAAAGAGAACGCUACGAAUACACCCCUAAUUAUCGACCCCCAAAUCAACGAUACUCCAACUACAAUCCUAAUUAUCAACAACAACAACAGACAAGCUAUGGUGGAGGAUAUGGUUAUAGCAAUCGCUAUGAGCAACGUUACAAUGCUCCGCGACAGGCACGAGCAUCCUCUUACUAUUCGUCAGGCAGAAGCAGCUCCAAGGGAGUUAGUAGCGAUGACUCGCGUAGCUAUCGGGAACGCAGCGAAUCUGUCCAAAGAGAGCCAAAGAUCGAAACGGAACGCGAUCGUUUGUUGCGUCAGUGGUGUUCGAAUUAUUGUGAGAAAUCUGAGGACUAUGUGAAGAAAAUGAAUGCACUAAAUGAUACAGAGACACCAGUAGAAUCCUGGGUACGUUCCUCACCAGCCGAGCUGUACUACGAACGCACCAAGAACGAGCACGAGGUGAAGGCCAAGACACGCCUGCACAAACUCUGUGCUCUCUUCGACGAUGAGCUCAUUCAGCGUGCAAAUCGAGUACGCGAAACAUUGCCAGCAUAUGUGCCACCGCCAAGGAAAGCGCGACGUCGUGUCUGCAAGCACAAACACAAGUCGGAGGCAUGUUCCUCCAGCUCGGACUCCGACUCGGAUGACGAUGCCUUUAAGAUCGAGCAGGACUGCUGUAUGGAAGAGCUGUCGCGCAAGGUACAACAUCCCCAACGUGUCCAUGCUGAUUUGUGGCACAACGAUGCUGGCGAAAUGAACGACGGACCGUUGUGUCGCUGUUCGGCUAAAUCGCGACGUAUUGGUAUACGGCAUGGUAUCUAUCCGGGCGAGAAGGGAUACGAGAUUUGCGACAAGGAAACGAACAAUGCAGGCAGCUUGUAUCAUUAUAGGAUCACCAUUUCGCCACCCACCAACUUUCUUACCAAAACACCGACAAUCAUUAAACAUGAUGAGCACGAGUUUCUCUUUGAGGGUUUCUCGUUGUUGUCGCAUGUCCGUCUAACGGAUUUGCCUGUCUGCAAGGUGAUUCGAUUCAACAUUGAGUAUACCAUUGAGUAUGAUGAGGAGCAGAUGCCCGAGAAUUUCACCAUACGGGAAUUGGACUUGUUCUUUGAGUACAUGUUUCAUGAGCUGCUGGAGCUGGUUGACUUCAACUUGAUGCCCAACGGCGCCACAAAUGAGGAGGAAUCCUGCCCAGCCUUUCAUUUUCUGCCGCGUUUUGUGCGCGAACUGCCCGACAACGGCAAAGAAGUGCUUGCCAUGUGCGAGGUGCUCAAGUAUCUGCUAGACAAUUCAGCGAAGCUGGUGGAGCGCCAGCAGCUGUUGCACUUGAACCAAAUCAGUCAGCACGAGUGGCAAAAGUAUGUAGACUUCAUAAAGGGCAUGCUGGUAACAAAGCCAGGCCAUAAGCCAUGCUCACUGCGUGUGGAUCAACUGGAUCGCAACAAUUCAGAUCUGCCAGAAUGUCUCGAUCGGGAGACGGGCAUUUCUCAUCCGGCAAUCGUGCAUUUCGGCAUACGUCCACCACAACUAAGCUAUGCCGGCAAUCCAGAGUAUCAAAAGGCGUGGCGUGAAUAUGUAAAGUUUCGUCAUUUGAUGGCCAACAUGUCCAAGCCAUCAUUCAAGGACAAACGCAAGCUGGAAGAUAAGGAGCAGCGGCUGCAGGAGAUGCGCACCCAGGGCCGCAUGAAACGCAAUAUAACAGUGGCCAUCAGCUCGGAGGGCUUCUAUCGAACGGGCAUUAUGUGCGACAUGGUGCAGCAUGCGAUGCUUAUACCAGUGCUUACCGGACACUUGCGUUUCCACAAAUCAUUAGAUCUACUGGAGGAGAGCAUUGGUUACAAGUUUAAGAAUCGCUACUUGCUGCAGCUGGCUCUGACGCAUCCUUCCUACAAGGAAAACUACGGCACCAAUCCGGAUCAUGCUCGUAAUUCACUCACGAACUGCGGCAUCCGGCAGCCUGAGUAUGGAGAUCGCAAGAUUCAUUAUAUGAACACACGCAAGCGUGGCAUCAAUACGCUGGUCAGCAUAAUGUCACGGUUUGGCAAGGAUCAUGAGACCGUUUCAAAUAUAACUCAUAACGAACGUCUGGAAUUUCUGGGUGAUGCUGUUGUCGAGUUCUUGAGCUCGAUACAUUUGUUCUUUAUGUUUCCGGAGCUGGAAGAAGGCGGUUUGGCUACUUAUCGCGCAGCCAUCGUUCAGAAUCAACACUUGGCUCUGUUGGCCAAAAAACUACAGCUCGAAGAGUUCAUGCUGUAUGCUCAUGGUUCGGAUUUGUGUCACGAGCUGGAGCUACGACAUGCAAUGGCCAACUGCUUUGAGGCGUUGAUGGGUGCAUUGCUGCUGGACGGUGGUAUUAAGGUGGCCGAUGAAGUCUUUACCGAUGCCCUCUUUAGGAAGGAGGACAAGCUGCUUAAGAUUUGGAAAAAUUUGCCCGAGCAUCCGUUGCAAGAACAGGAACCGCUGGGCGAUCGUAGCUGCAUUGGUUCCUAUAAAGUACUCAAGGAUUUGACUAGAUUCGAAGACUCCAUUGGCAUCAAGUUCAAGCAUAUUCGUUUGCUAGCACGAGCAUUCACCGAUCGUUCCAUUGGUUUCACACACUUAACGUUGGGCUCCAAUCAGCGACUGGAAUUCCUUGGUGACACUGUGCUGCAAUUGAUCUGUUCGGAGUAUUUGUAUCGCCACUUUCCCGAGCAUCACGAAGGUCAUUUGUCGCUGUUGCGCUCCUCGCUCGUCAACAAUCGCACACAGGCUGUGGUCUGUGAUGAUCUGGGCAUGCCCCAAUAUGCUGUCUAUGCCAAUCCUAAGGGGGAUUUGAAGACCAAAGACCGCGCAGAUCUGCUCGAGGCAUUCUUGGGCGCUUUGUACGUGGACAAGGGUCUGUUGUUUUGCGAACAAUUCUGCCAUGUCUGCCUCUUUCCGCGCCUCCAAUUGUUCAUUAUGAAUCAGGACUGGAACGAUCCCAAAUCAAAGCUGCAACAAUGUUGCCUCACGUUGCGUACCAUGGACGGCGGUGAACCCGAUAUACCGUAUUACAAGGUGGUCGAGUCCAGUGGCCCGACAAAUACUCGUGUCUACAAGGUGGCCGUUUAUUUCCGCUCCAAGCGUUUGGCCACCGCUAGUGGUUCCUCCAUACAACAAGCCGAGAUGAAUGCAGCCAAGCAGGCGCUAGAAAAUUCGCGGGAUCUCUUUCCCCAGCUGGAUCACCAGAAGCGGGUCAUUGCGAAGAGCAUCAAAAAGCAAACCGGCAACGAAAUGGAUACUGAUGCCAAUAAGCAGCUCCAAGAUGGCAAGGCCAAAAAGCCCAAGUAUGCGGCGCCCCUAGAGGAUGAAUCACACUUGCCCAAGCAAUAUCGUAUGCAUGAGAAUAUAUCCAGUGAUGAGUUACCCGACGAUGAUGACGACGAGUAUACCAAGCGCACUUCUCCAUUGCCUAUGCCAAGGAGUCGAAGUAGUGAUUCAAGUAGCAGUAGCAGCAGUAGCAGUAGUAGUGAUAGCGACAGCUCCAGCGGACCGCCGAGACGCAAAGCGCGCCUUGAACCCGGCUCCACUUCACCCGUGUCUCCGGCAUCAUCGUCGUAAUAAAUCCAGUAUAUUUCUAAGUUAAAAUCCAAUAGAGAAUCUUAAGAAAUGCCAUUGUUGUGGUGUGCAUAACUUUAAACAUGAAUUCCUUUUAAUAUUUAUUGUCUUCACUAAUUGAAGAUAAUCUGCCUUGUUUUCAAUUUGGCCUAAAUAUGCUGAUUUUUUUCUUAUUUCAAUA
Molecule: messenger RNA, 4263 nt
Organism: Drosophila albomicans
Lineage: Eukaryota; Metazoa; Arthropoda; Insecta; Diptera; Drosophilidae
Gene: drosha
Product: ribonuclease 3
Exons: 3
Coding region: 99-4085 (1328 amino acids)
Biological process (GO): pre-miRNA processing; regulation of gene expression; rRNA processing
Cellular component (GO): nucleus
Molecular function (GO): double-stranded RNA binding; ribonuclease III activity
Source: RefSeq, a predicted model, not a curated record